GUGGACUCGGGCCGCUGCCGCCAUCCCGCUGGCGAGAGGGAGAGAGAGAGAGAGAGAGAGAGAGAGGCCCGCCCGCUCGCUCGCCGGUCGGGCCAGUGUGGGCCAGUGCGUGAGGGCGCGGGGGGCCGUGUCAGCGAGACGCAGAGCGCAGCCGCCACCGCCAAACGGACAUGUUGGAGCCCAGCGCCGCCGCCGCCGCCUCCUUUUCCUCAUCCUCCGAACGGGACUGAGAGGGGGCCCGCCACCCUCCGCCUCGGCCGCCCGCCCCGCCGCCUCGGCCGCAGCCGCUUCCUGCCCGGCCUCUGGCUCCGCCGCUCGCCGCCCUCCCCCCCGCCCCUCAGGCCCGGCCGGUUCCCCGGCCCCGCUCCGCCGCGGCGCGAGGUCUAUGUGACCGGCGGGCCCGGAGCAGCCGCCGCCGCAGCGCGAACAUGGACGCCGUCAACGCCUUCAACCAGGAGCUCUUUUCACUUAUGGAUAUGAAACCUCCCAUCUCUCGAGCCAAGAUGAUUCUUAUCACUAAAGCUGCUAUUAAAGCUAUUAAGCUUUAUAAGCAUGUAGUUCAAAUAGUAGAAAAGUUCAUCAAAAAGUGUAAACCAGAGUACAAGGUUCCUGGAUUAUAUGUAAUUGACUCAAUUGUACGACAGUCUCGUCAUCAGUUUGGAACUGAUAAAGAUGUUUUUGGGCCAAGAUUCUCUAAAAACAUAACCGCCACAUUCCAAUAUUUAUAUCUUUGUCCAUCUGAAGAUAAGAGCAAAAUAGUUCGUGUACUGAACCUUUGGCAAAAAAAUGGAGUAUUCAAAAUUGAAAUUAUCCAGCCUCUUUUGGACAUGGCUGCAGGAACCAGUAAUGCUGCCCCAGUAGCAGAAAAUGUUACGAAUAAUGAAGGUUCACCUCCACCUCCAGUUAAAGUUUCUUCUGAACCUCCCCAAGCCACUACAAACUCUGUACCAACUGUACCACAGUUGCCUAGCUCUGAUGCUUUUGCUGCUGUGGCCCAGCUCUUUCAGACGACUCAAGGUCAACAGCUUCAGCAGAUCCUUCAGACUUUUCAACAGCCUCCAAAACCACAGUCUCCGGCCAUUGACAAUGCUGUGAUGGCUCAGGUCCAGGCUAUCACAGCUCAGUUAAAGACAGCUCCUGCACAGCCACCUGAACAAAAAGCUGCUUUCCCCCCACCUGAGCAAAAAACUGCAUUUGACAAGAAGCUACUUGAUAGAUUUGAUUAUGAUGAUGAACCAGAAGCUGUGGAAGAAUCAAAGAAGGAAGAUGCCGCCGCCGCCGCCGCCGCCGCCGCCGCCGCCACCACCGCCACCACCACCGCCACACCUCCUGUGGCAGUUGCUCCUCCAGCGCCCACCGCCACCGCGCCCACCACCACACCUGCCGCUUCCCCUCCACAGGCACCCUUUGGGUUUCCUGGAGAUGGCAUGCAGCAGCCAGCAUAUACACAACAUCAAAAUAUGGAUCAGUUUCAGCCUCGAAUUAUGGCAAUACAGCAGGAUCCAGUGCACCAUCAGGUUCCACUUCCUCCUAAUGGACAGAUGCCAGGAUUUGGCCUUCUUCCUACACCUCCAUUUCCUCCCAUGGCUCAGUCUGUGAUUCCUCCAACUCCACCCGUGCAGCAGCCUUUCCAAGCUUCUUUCCAGGCACAAAAUGAACCACUUACACAGAAGGCACAUCAGGAAAUGGAAGUAGAACAGCCUUGUAUUCAAGAGGUUAAGCGGCACAUGUCUGAUAACAGAAAGUCAAGAUCUAGGUCAGCAUCCAGGUCACCAAAAAGAAGGCGAUCUCGAUCUGGCUCUAGAUCUCGAAGGUCCCGUCAUCGACGUUCUCGAUCUCGGUCCAGAGAUAGACGCCGGCAUUCUCCUAGAUCUCGGUCCCAAGAAAGGCGAGAUAGAGAAAAAGAAAGAGAACGCCGACAAAAAGGGCUUCCUCAAAUCAAACCAGAAACUGCGAGUGUUUGUAGCACUACACUCUGGGUGGGACAGCUGGACAAAAGGACUACUCAACAGGAUGUUGCCAGUCUCUUAGAAGAGUUUGGUCCAAUUGAAUCAAUUAAUAUGAUUCCUCCCAGAGGUUGUGCCUAUAUUGUUAUGGUUCAUAGGCAAGAUGCUUAUCGUGCCCUGCAGAAACUGAGCCGAGGAAACUAUAAAGUGAACCAGAAAUCCAUAAAGAUUGCCUGGGCUUUGAACAAAGGAAUAAAGGCAGAUUAUAAGCAGUAUUGGGAUGUAGAACUGGGUGUUACUUAUAUUCCAUGGGACAAAGUCAAGCCUGAAGAACUGGAGAGUUUUUGUGAAGGAGGGAUGUUGGACAGUGAUACACUUAAUCCAGAUUGGAAAGGAAUUCCCAAGAAGCAUGAAAAUGAAGUUGCUCAAAAUGGAGGGGCAGAAACCUCACAUACAGAACCAGUAUCACCCAUACCUAAACCUUUACCAGUGCCUGUCCCUCCUAUUCCUGUUCCUGCACCUAUAACAGUGCCACCUCCACAGGUCCCACCACAUCAGCCUGGUCCUCCUGUAGUUGGUGCUCUUCAGCCGCCCACUUUCACACCUCCUUUGGGCAUUCCCCCUCCUGGUUUUGGCCCUGGUGUUCCUCCUCCACCACCUCCUCCACCAUUUUUGCGCCCAGGAUUUAAUCCGAUGCAUUUGCCACCAGGUUUUCUUCCUCCUGGACCCCCACCUCCUAUAACUCCACCAGUAUCCAUUCCUCCUCCUCACACUCCACCAAUAAGCAUCCCAAACUCUACUAUCGCUGGUAUAAAUGAAGACACUACAAAAGACUUAUCUAUUGGAAAUCCCAUUCCAACAGUGGUGUCUGGGGCUAGAGGAAACGCCGAGUCUGGUGACAGUGUGAAAAUGUAUGGCUCUGCUGUGCCACCUGCUGCACCCACGAAUCUGCCCACCCCUCCUGUAACCCAGCCUGUUUCACUUCUUGGUACUCAAGGAGUUGCCCCUGGCCCUGUAAUUGGGCUCCAGGCACCAUCCACUGGUCUUCUUGGAGCCCGACCCGGCCUGAUCCCACUUCAGCGCCCUCCAGGAAUGCCUCCGCCUCACUUACAGCGAUUUCCCUUGAUGCCACCUCGUCCCAUGCCACCACAUAUGAUGCAUAGAGGUCCACCUCCAGGACCUGGGGGCUUUGGAAUGCCUCCACCUCACGGGAUGAAAGGCCCCUUUCCACCUCAUGGCCCCUUUGUUAGGCCUGGCGGAAUGCCAGGGCUUGGGGGCCCAGGGCCAGGCCCAGGGGGUCCUGAAGACAGAGACGGAAGGCAGCAACAAGCACAGCCACAGCAGCCGCCACCGCCACAGCCACAGCCGCAGCAGCCGCCACCAGCGCAGCAGCCACCACCAGCUCAGCAGCAACCACAGCCGUUUAGAAAUGAUAACAGGCAGCAGUUCAAUUCAGGUAGAGACCAAGAGAGGUUUGGAAGAAGAUCUUUUGGAAAUAGGGUGGAAAAUGACCGGGAACGGUAUGGGAACCGUAAUGAUGAUAGAGAUAAUAGUAAUCGUGAAAGGAGAGAGUGGGGAAGAAGGAGCCCUGACCGGGACAGGCACAGAGACUUGGAAGAGAGAAAUAGACGCUCUAGUGGGCAUCGAGACAGAGAGAGAGAUUCUAGAGAUAGAGAGUCUCGUAGAGAAAAGGAAGAAAACCGAGGAAAGGAGAAGCCUGAGGUGACAGACAGGGCAGGUGGUAACAAAACCAUUGAACCUCCCAUUAGCCAAGUGGGAAAUGUAGACACUGUUUCAGAACUUGAUAAGGGGGAGUCUGAGUCUGCAGUUGUAAAACCUUCUGAAGAGUUACCUGCUGAGGCUACCUCAUCCGUUGAACCCGAAAAGGAUUCUGGCUCAGCAGCAGAGGCUCCUCGUUAGAGACUGGAAUUUGUCAAAAUGUGACAGUGACACUUCUGGAGUGUAGAGCUUGAGGUGUACAGAUGCUGUAUUAUAUUUGCUCCUGCUAUAUCACAGCCCCGCAGUAGUUGGUGGGGAAUUGUAAGCAAUUUGAUUGCUUCCCUUCUAUUUAAAAAUAGCCACAAAAUAACAAAAAAUACUGAAAAUAUGAAUAAAUAUUACCCUUUUUGCUGUAACUUUUUAAAAGUUUUGACUUUAAAAAGUUUACAAAUCGUAAUUAGAAGUGCUCUCUAUUUUUUUUUUUUUAAUUUAAGACAAGGUAACGGUGAAAGCUCCUCAAAACAAUAGGGAUGUUUUUAAUAAACUCUAUUUUCAUAACAAACUUUAAUGUGUGCUAUUCUUCCUACACUGCACUAAGGUGGAAAAGGAUUGUUCACCAUCAAAGUUUGAGCUGUUAAUACUGUAUUGGGAGUCUAAAUUAGACUUGUUUAUUUGAUGGAAAUAGACAUCUUUAUGUAGUUCUUCUCAAACACUUUCAUUUGUAAUAUUUUUGAAUUUUAGCCUUUCAAUCAUAAGGUGUAAAGGUUAGUUUUAAUGUUAAUUGAAAAGCUUGUUAGUUUUGCAGUUCAAUCAAGGUUAUCUUUCUUGCCAUUGGCUUUGUGGUAAAUGUUGCCCUAAUUAAUUUGUAAAGAGAGAUUUUGCUGGGGGAAAACUGGAUCCCAAACUACCCGAUUGUACUAUAGAAUUAUCUGAUUGCCUGGGUAUUACUUAUUUAGAAGGUUGAGUGUUUUCUUACCAUCCCAUUAAAUUUUUCAGAAGGGUGAAAGAAAUCAAGGUUAACAUUUGCAACCUAAAAGCUUUUUGUCUUAUUUUAUAUGUUUAAGGACUUAAAUGCAACCUGUUGUUUCCUUAUAAGCCUUGACUGUUGCCUUUCUUUACCAUUUUUUAAACUCCCCUGCUGGGCAGAGGUAGACUGAACUUUUUGUCACAUACAAGAACAUAUAUUUUCUUUUGCUUAAAAUGGUUGGGUCAACUAGGAAAAAUAGAUGUAGGUUUCCAAGAACUAUUACGUGAAGACAUCCAAAGCCAAAUCAAACCUAUAUCUAAAAAGUACAGAAAAGCAGUUCCACAAAACUGCUUUCCCCAGUGCCAAGGAAAAGACCUGUUGUUACACAAUCCAAGUAUUUAUGGCCUUGUUGAAGGUUUUUUUUUUUUUUUGUUUUUGUUUUUUACAUUUUUAAACUGUCCUAAUUUUGGUACAUUGAGCAGGUAACUUCUUUGCCCUCAUCCCCAGGUGAAGCUGCUUUAUUACUUUGGUUUUUAAGUAGUAGUCUACAGCAAGAUCUUUGUUUUGAUGGGGAAAAUGUAUCUAGGACAAUGUUCUUGUGUUCCUGACUUGAGAAAAUCCAGGUUGUUAUCUACACUUGAAUUAUAAAACUUGUCCUUCGUUUGUUGGCCCACCUGAGAGGUUUAAGAGUCCUAACUGAAACUGCUUCUUACGUAAAGAAAUCUACAUCUGAUUAUUUAGUGUUCAGAUUUCAAGGACUUAAAACCCAAAACCCGUAUUUCCAUUUUUAAGUAUUGGAACCACCCUAUUUGCACAUGACAAGACCUCCCCCCAUAGUACUAACUGGUAGUGAUUACACUUAAGACUUUGAAGGUCAGAAGUGAGGCCCAGUAGGAGUCUUCUCCCACAUACGUGCACCAAAAUUGUACCCUAGUGAAAUCCAUUACGGUUUUUGAAUUCUGGCUGUGAUUUUAACCACUUCUGAGGAUGUUUUAUCACCAAUUUUAAUACUUUGAAAAACACUACAAAUUGUCUUUUGCCAAAUUGGCUUUUCCUCUCCUCACCAAUAUCCUACAUUUGGUAAGUGUACCAUAUAUUUAUGAUCAGAAUUGUAACAUUUCUUCUGGUUUAUCAGAAAUAAUAUUCUACAGCUUUCAAUUAAUGAACUGUAAUCCCCAGUCAAACCUGAAUUAACAUUUCAUUUAAAAGCAGUUUCUCAUAGGUAUAUAGUAUUUACAAUAAGAGAACUAGACUUUAAUUGGAUGUGUAAAAUCUUAAGGAGCCAUAACAUUUCCUUGGUUCCAUCUUAUAAUGCUACGGUAUCUUUCUUUAAACGGCUAAUCUGAAAGCAGACUGUGCCAACCUCUACUCUUACUAUAAACUAAAUAAAUGUUCACAGGUGUAAGAUAUGUGGAAUACAUGCUAUUUUGGCAGGUAGGUGAAUUUUUUCUUAGCUGAGGCUAUAACUUGCUGUUCACAAUUUUGCUACCAGUUAUCAAAGGGUUCUCUCAAACCAUAACAUCUACUUUUUAAAAUAAACUUACCUACUUUUUGAAUAAAAAAGCUAAAGUAGCUAAUCAGGGAGACCACCUUAAUUUCCCCCAAAGCUGACAAAAAGGAGAUGAGAUCUGUCCAACCAAGAUUCCAGUUGAGGUUAGUGUUAGCUAAAAGACCAAGCUGCUAAAAAUUUAAACAUCUUCCCUCAUUUAAAACACUUUAAAAAGCGAC
Messenger RNA from Nyctereutes procyonoides (raccoon dog), 6360 nucleotides. RefSeq names its product SR-related CTD associated factor 4 (gene SCAF4). Bases 429 to 3866 code for a protein of 1145 amino acids. Gene Ontology annotation, cellular component: nucleus. The record is from RefSeq and is a predicted model, not a curated record. The transcript is spliced from 20 exons. Gene Ontology annotation, biological process: negative regulation of termination of RNA polymerase II transcription, poly(A)-coupled. Lineage: Eukaryota; Metazoa; Chordata; Mammalia; Carnivora; Canidae. Gene Ontology annotation, molecular function: RNA binding; RNA polymerase II C-terminal domain phosphoserine binding.